UGCCCGCCGCCUCGCACCCACCGUGGCUCUGCUCCACCUGAGCGUCGUCGCGUCUCCCGCCGAUUUCGCACCGCAUUCCGCCUAUACACAAUUUCCGCCUAUAUUUUUUCGGGCUCCCCCCGCCCCUGCCCGCUUUUUGUUUACACGUUCGCGCGCGGCCUCCGAGCGCCUACUUUUCCGCUUCUUUCUCCCGCCCCGCGCCUCGAAAUUAAUCGGGAGCCUCUCCUCCGACGAAACAAAAAUUAAAAGGAUUUUCCGUCUUAGCGCCGCCGCCGCCGCCCGGUAACCGGUAAACAAUUGGAUGCCAGUACUCGAUAAACUUAUGUUCGUCGGCGGCGUGUUUUGUUUCUCGGUUCUUGAUGAAAAUUGACACUCGCGGUUCCGGUUGCGGCCUGCUUUUUCCAGGAAAUACAAGUGAGGAUUAGGCGAGGGCUUUAAACAGCUCGGGAGCUUUUUUAAUUCCCCCGGAACUCGAGGAGAGAGCAGAAUCGCUUGCUCUGAGUUGCUGAUCGGAGCUUGGCCGAGCAUAUUCGAAGGAGGCAAAAGGGAUUUAAACAUGCUAUAAUAAGAUUCAUGGACGAGUUCUUUUUAAGUCCCACCAUGGACUUAGUUUUGAUGAACAUCAAACUUCACAAUUCAUACUACAAUCUUGUCUGAUAGGUGAGAUGCGAUCCGAGCCGGGGGCGCAGACGGAGAGCGCCGUGGACUUGUUCAGCGACUGGGCAGAGAACUCCGGCCACAUCACAGCCAAAACAAACUCGACCAAAUCGGCGACCAGACGGUCCAUCCGGAGAUGUCAUAACCUCGCCGCCAAUCUCAUGCCAAUGGAUUUCGAUCUCACAGACUCGUCCUCGGUGAGCGAUGACACGGCGAGUACGCUGGGAACAAGGAGUCGGAACACAUCGUCCGGCCGACGUCGAAAACCGGUCCUCAAUGCCAAAGAAAGGAAUCUCAGGAGACUGGAGAGCAACGAAAGGGAGCGCAUGAGAAUGCACAGCCUCAACGAUGCUUUCCAGUCCCUGCGAGAGGUGAUCCCGCACGUGAAGAAGGAGCGGCGGCUCUCGAAGAUCGAGACGCUGACGCUGGCGAAGAAUUAUAUAAUGGCUCUAACGAGCGUAAUUUGUGAUAUGCGAGGUGAGGCGAAUCCGUACGCGGAGGCCAUGGGCGCGGGGGAGUCCCGGUCCCCCGAAUCGCCGCGCUCCCCCCGCUCCCCCCGCUCCCUCGUCGACUCCCCGCAGGACCUCGAGAAGAGCUUCUACGAGCCUUUCGACAAGCAAAUCCCUGAUCUCAUCUGAGACUCACCCAUGACGCACCGCUGCGCCGCCGUUUCACUCAGCUCCGCCCAAUGAAUACACCGAUAGCGACGCACAGUGGAGCGAGGUAAUAAAAGAGGUCCAACAUGAAAUAUUUGGCUAAAAUUAUAGAUUUUGAUGUUUACACUGAAAAAAAAAUCUCGGUGUAUUUACUAAGAAAAGGGUAAAAUUACCAA
Bemisia tabaci is the source of this 1489-nucleotide messenger RNA. RefSeq lists its product as uncharacterized. Gene Ontology annotation, biological process: axon development; positive regulation of transcription by RNA polymerase II; sensory organ development. The record is from RefSeq and is a predicted model, not a curated record. Lineage: Eukaryota; Metazoa; Arthropoda; Insecta; Hemiptera; Aleyrodidae. Gene Ontology annotation, molecular function: DNA-binding transcription factor activity, RNA polymerase II-specific; E-box binding; protein dimerization activity. Gene Ontology annotation, cellular component: nucleus.